Messenger RNA from Dentiscutata erythropus, 597 nucleotides. Lineage: Eukaryota; Fungi; Glomeromycota; Glomeromycetes; Diversisporales; Gigasporaceae. The record is from the annotation of a GenBank genome assembly.
AUGGCCGUUGAGUUCCAAGGUGGUGUGGUCAUUGGAGCCGAUAGUCGCACCACCCUAGGCUCUUAUGUUUCCAAUCGUGUUACUGACAAGUUAACUCCAAUUCAUGACAAAAUAUACUGUUGUCGAUCUGGAAGUGCUGCGGAUACACAAUUUAUUGCUGAUCUCGUUCGUUAUUACUUACAGAUGUAUGCAGUUCAGCAUAACGAACCUCCAUCGGUACAAACUGCAGCCGCCUUAUUCCAAGAAUUGUGUUACCAGAAUAAGGAUCAUCUACUAGCUGGAAUUAUUGUUGCAGGAUGGGAUAAACGCAAUGGUGGUACCAUAUAUAGUAUUCCAAUAGGUGGUUCAUUACAUAGACAGCCAUUCACUAUUGGAGGUAGUGGAUCUUCGUUUAUAUAUGGCUACUGUGACGCUAACUUUAAGAAGAAUAUGACGCAAGAUGAAGCCGUAGAGUAUGUGAAAAAUGCCAUGUCACGAGAUGGAUCAUCAGGUGGAUGCGUUAGAAUCGCUAUUAUCACUGAGGACGGUGUAGAAAGGCAUUUCUUCCCAGGAAAUCAAUUGCCAGUGUUUUAUGAAGGAGGAGAUACUGUAUUUUAA